This is a messenger RNA of Urocitellus parryii (Arctic ground squirrel), 1395 nucleotides long. RefSeq names its product tetratricopeptide repeat domain 23 like (gene Ttc23l). Gene Ontology annotation, molecular function: protein binding. NCBI's taxonomy places the organism in Eukaryota, Metazoa, Chordata, Mammalia, Rodentia, Sciuridae. The record is from RefSeq and is a predicted model, not a curated record.
AUGCAAGCCAGCCCCAUCUAUAUCCCAACUGUUAACAAUGACAUUGACUGGGACUCCUGCUUCCAUCGGUCACAGCAAACCCCCAUCCCAGCACAACAGCAGACAGAUGAGUUGUACCCCACUUAUGGGUCUGAAGAGAGUGAAGAAGAUCCUGCAGUCCAGGAGGAGGAGAUAAGCACAGACUAUAUGUCUCUUCCCAAAGAAAAACUAGUUCAGUCCCAGAAGAAAAUAACUCAGCUGAUUAAGGAAAAACUGACUAUCCAAGCAAACAAGGAGCUGAUUCGGUGUGUCAUCCUUUCUCGAAUUGCUUUUGGGGAAGAACACUGGAAAUGUGCACAGGCUUUGACCAACCUGGCUUAUGGCUACCUGGUACUAAGAGGCCUCCCAGCUCAGGCCAAGAAACAUGCUGAAUCUGCCAAGAACAUACUGUUGACCUGGAAGGGAAAUGCAUCCUCAGACAAGGAGAAAAAGGAAAUCCUGGAAGCUCURAUCAUGCUCAACUACACUCUGGGGGUGAUCUGGCUCCUACAGAACCAUGGCAGAGAGGCCUAUUUCAACCUGCAGAAGGCAGACAGACUAAUGAAGGAACUGAAAGGAUUAACUAAGAGAGGCAUUUGUGGAUGUGGAUUAUACGUCUCAGAGAAAGACCUAACAAUAGCUUUGGGCAGAGCCUCAUUGGCCAUCCAUAGGUUGAACCUAGCUCUGGCAUACUUUGAAAAGGUAAUUGGUGAUGUCAUUGCUACCGAGGGUAAUGACACAUCAGAUCUGAUUAGUCUYUAUGAGGAAAUUGCCCAGAUUGAGCAGCUGAGGAGGAACCAUGAGCAGGCCAUCCAGUACUUGAAGCAGGCCUAUUCUAUCUCUGUUUCUUCAUUCACUGAAGUCAGCCCUCAAACUGCAGAGGCAAGUGCGUUACUAGCCAAAGCUUAUGCCAUGUCUGGAAAGCCCCAGCACAGGGAUGCUGUUGAGGCAUAUUUUAUAAAAAGUAUCAGUGCAUAUCAAGCAACACUGGGCUCAGAGGAUUAUGAAACAUUGACUACCAUUGAAGAAUUUUGCAAAUGGCUUGUUGAAAAUGGAGAUAAACAGGAGGCUUACAAACUGCUAAAGGCUUCACUGAAGUCCCAGAUCAUCAGCUAUGGUGACUGUAGCAAAAAGGUGGCUGAAACUUUUUAUAACUUGGGCAGGAUCUGCUUUGCCAAAGGAGAGCUCAGAAAAGCAAUUCAGCUGCUAAGGAAGUGUCUGAUGAUUCAAAUUCUUGUAUAUGGAAGUGAGCAUAGUAAAAGCAAAGAGACAAAAGGCCUCCUUACCCAACUGCAGAGGCAGAGUGCAGGACUUCAAAGAAAUGCAGGCUAUGGUAUAACAGGUGGAAAAGAAGCCGUAGGUGAACAUUCCAAGUAG